Messenger RNA from Lycium barbarum (goji berry), 2359 nucleotides. Its product is annotated as 3-hydroxy-3-methylglutaryl-coenzyme A reductase 2. NCBI's taxonomy places the organism in Eukaryota, Viridiplantae, Streptophyta, Magnoliopsida, Solanales, Solanaceae. Bases 125 to 1921 code for a protein of 598 amino acids. Gene Ontology annotation, cellular component: endoplasmic reticulum membrane; peroxisomal membrane. The transcript is spliced from 4 exons. Gene Ontology annotation, molecular function: protein binding; hydroxymethylglutaryl-CoA reductase (NADPH) activity. Gene Ontology annotation, biological process: isoprenoid biosynthetic process; coenzyme A metabolic process; sterol biosynthetic process. The record is from RefSeq and is a predicted model, not a curated record.
UCUCUUCUCCUCACAAUCCAUAACUCAACAAUACAUUUCUCAUAUCACCACAACAACCCAUACUUCUCCUCUGCCCCCCUUUCCCCCUUCACUUCCCCACCGGCGGCAGACUUCACCGGUGAAAAUGGACGUUCGCCGGAGAUCUGAAAAGGCUGUCUACUCAUCCGACGUCUUUGCCGCCGAUGAAAAACCUCUCAAACCCCACAAAAAACAACAAGAAGAAGACAACCUUCUCAAUAUUGAUGAUGCCCUUCCACUCCCUUUGUAUCUCACAAAUGGUUUGUUUUUUGCCAUGUUCUUCUCCGUUAUGUAUUUUCUUCUCUCCAGGUGGCGUGAGAAAAUCAGGAAUUCCACUCCUCUCCAUGUGGUUACACUUUCUGAAUUGGUUGCCAUUUUUUCGUUGAUCGCUUCUGUUAUUUAUCUUCUGGGGUUCUUUGGGAUUGGUUUUGUCCAGACAUUCGUUUCCAGGGGGAAUAAUGAUUCUUGGGAUGUGGAGGAUGAUGAAAAUGAUGAGCAAUUUAUCUUGAAGGAAGAUAGUCGAAACCAUGCGAAUACUCUUGGCUGUGUUGUCCCUCCACCAUCUGCUCGACAUGCCUCAAUGGUACCACCUCAACCUGUUAUGUCUAUUGCAGAAAAACCUGCACCAUUAGUCACACCAGCUUCGUCUGAGGAAGACGAAGAGAUAAUAAAAUGCGUGGUGCAAGGGAAAAUGCCAUCGUACUCGUUGGAAUCCAAACUUGGUGACUGUAAACGAGCUGCAUCGAUAAGGAAAGAGGCGUUGCAGAGGAUUACAGGGAAGUCUUUAGAAGGGCUACCAUUAGAGGGAUUUAACUAUGAAUCCAUUCUUGGACAAUGCUGUGAGCUGCCAAUCGGGUACAUACAGAUACCGGUGGGAAUAGCAGGGCCAUUGUUGCUAAAUGGGAGUGAGUAUUCAGUGCCGAUGGGAACCACAGAAGGAUGUUUAGUGGCUAGCACCAAUAGGGGUUGCAAAGCUAUAUAUGCUUCUGGUGGGGCCACCGCCAUAUUGCUUCGUGAUGGGAUGACCAGAGCACCCUGUGUUAGGUUCGGUACAGCUAAAAGAGCAGCAGAGUUGAAGUUCCAUGUUGAAGAUCCCAUCAAAUUUGAGACACUUGCUAAUGUUUUCAACCAAUCAAGCAGAUUUGCCAGAUUACAGAGGAUUCAGUGUGCAAUUGCGGGAAAGAAUCUGUACAUGAGAUUUGUCUGUAGCACUGGUGAUGCAAUGGGAAUGAACAUGGUAUCUAAAGGUGUACAAAACGUUCUUGAUUACCUUCAGAAUGAAUAUCCUGACAUGGAUGUCAUCGGUAUAUCUGGGAACUUUUGCUCGGACAAGAAGCCAGCAGCAGUUAAUUGGAUUGAGGGGAGAGGAAAAUCUGUAGUUUGUGAGGCAAUUAUCACAGAAGAGGUGGUGAAGAAAGUUCUGAAAACCGAGGUUGCUGCUCUUGUAGAGCUAAACAUGCUUAAAAAUCUUACUGGCUCUGCCAUGGCUGGUGCCCUUGGUGGUUUCAAUGCCCAUGCUAGCAAUAUCGUCUCAGCUGUGUAUAUAGCCACUGGUCAGGACCCAGCUCAGAACAUAGAGAGCUCACACUGUAUCACUAUGAUGGAGGCUGUAAAUGAUGGCAAGGACCUUCAUAUUUCUGUUACUAUGCCUUCCAUUGAGGUUGGUACAGUUGGAGGUGGAACUCAACUUGCAUCACAGUCAGCUUGCUUAAACUUAUUGGGAGUGAAAGGUGCCAACAGAGAGGCACCAGGGUCAAAUGCUAGGCUCUUGGCCACUAUAGUAGCUGGUUCUGUUCUUGCUGGUGAGCUUUCCCUCAUGUCAGCUAUCUCAGCUGGACAGCUGGUUAAAAGCCACAUGAAAUACAAUAGGUCUACCAAAGAUGUCACCAAGGCAUCCUCCUAAACAAGGGUGCUCCAACAAAGUAGCUUCCAUUUAAUAAUAAAUAAAUUUGACAAAGCAAAAAAGUUUGGACAAGUGUUGGAAGCUGAAAGCAAAGUGAAGGUCCUGAAGAAACAUCAGAAGACAAAUACAGCCAACUUCUUUCUUUUUUUCUUAUAGUUUGUGUAAACAAAACAUGCAAAUGUAUUGUGAAGAUUAGUGGGGAGAAGUUAGCUGGGCUGUCUUUUGUCUCAGUGAUUCUUGAUGUCAUAUAUAUGUUAGCUACCAACACUUGGUGUCAUAUAUACCCUUUUUGUUUCUGUUGUACUCUUCCUUUGUUUGUUAAUUUGUCAUUUGUCUGUAAUUUCUGCUGGGGUUGUCUGGAUCUGAUGAGAAAGUGUGUUCUCUUGUAUAUACAAAAUAAAGUUCUUUUAUUCAAAUGAAGUGUUGUGUGUUUGUUGA